CAGCCAGCCCCAAGCUCCGGCAGCGAAGGAAGGAGGGAGGGAGAGAGGGAGAGAGAGAGAGAGAGAGAGCCUUCGAGGACGAGGCCACGAGAGAGAAAAAGACAGAGGGCCGAGAGGAGACGAGAGACGAGGCGAGGCUCGACCUUCCGACGUCUCGACUGCCGCUCGCUGCCUGCCUGCCUUGUCUGCCUGCCCGCCCGCCUGCCUGCCUGUGCGUGCUUCUUGGCUGCUGUGGAGCGCUCGCCCGCUCGGUCGCUCGCCUGCCUUUCGUUGCGUUGCCUUGCUUUGCCUUGGCUUGCCAUGUUUGACGACGAGGAAGACGAAGACGAAGGAGGAGGGAGGGACGCAGGCUCGCAGGCCCGGGCGGAAUCUGGCAUCAAUUCGGGACGAUAGGAAGAGUUGGAGAGAGAGAGAGAGAGAGAGAGAGAGAGAGAGAGAGAGAGAGAGAGAAGAGAGAGGGAGAGGGAGAGGGAGUGAUCUGGUGUGGGAGAGUGUGUGGGCGCGUCGUGGCGAUCGAGGAGGAAUCCGUGGAUGUUGAUUGAGGAAGAGCAGGAGCCCGAAGCUUGCUCGGGUGAGCGCGACCUGUGAGAGUUUUUGGGUGCGUGCGUGCGAGUGAGUGCUUGAGGGUUGGUUCUUUGGUGGUGCGAGCCCGGCGUGCGUUGUGCAUCGAUCAGAUCAGAUUUGAGUUGUUUCUUUUGGUUUGGAGUUCGUUCUAGGGUACUCGAUGCUGGUGACGGGGUGCUGGUGAUGGUGGUGCUGGUGAUGAUUUUGGUCGAAUGAGUUCCCGGGGCGUUGCUGGUGGGACGUAGUUUUUUUUUUUCUUUUUUUUUCUUUUGUUUCCGAGACGAAUUGUCAUGUUUCCAUGAGGUAGACGAUGUUGGACGCGCUUGCUGCUGCUUGGAGGAUGAUUCCUCCGUUGGAUCAUGAUUUGAGCUCAGAGAGGAAUUCGCAACGUGUGCCUUCGUUGCGGGCGUGAGAACCCGAUUGGAAGACCAGACUGGCCGGAUGCGUGCCUGAAACUCAGGCCCGGCAAAAAUCGCCGGAGAGGGUGAAAGGGGUGGGAUUUAAGGGGGGAUGCAUGACAAGGUGAGGUUUGAAUGCAUGCUCUGUGCUGCAUUUCCCCUGUUCCGCUGGAGAGGGAAUCGCAUCCUCUCACGUUGUCUGACGAGCAAUCCACAAUUGCCUUCCCGAUGGACCAGCAAAAUAACCACAAGGCUUCUAAACCCCCCAUUAACUACAAGAACGGGUCCUCUUCUCCUCUUAUGACCAAGGCGUAUAGUAGUGUCGCUCCCCCCUAUCUUGAGAGCGUCGUAGACCACGAUGAAAACAGGUCGUUGGCUAGAUCUACUACUGGGCUAUCGGUGGGAGAGGGGAGCAUGAAGAUUGGGAUGUCCGGAGACUUAACCAUCUCAGUCGAGUCUAGAGGAUGUACAAACUCCAGCACCAAUGUGGGGGGCAUUUUGUAUAAAUGGGUCAAUUAUGGUAAGGGGUGGAGGCCCCGCUGGUUUGUACUGCAGGAAGGUGUGCUUUCGUACUACAAGGUACAUGGGCCGGACAAGGUUUCAGUUAAUCAUGAAAGACACAAGGGACUGCGAGUGAUUGGGGAUGAGGCGCAGCGUCUUCAGAGGAAACAGAGGAAUGCGAAUGUUGAUGAGAAGAGGCCCCGAAAACCUUUCGGAGAGGUACAUCUGAAGGUCUCAUCUCUUCGUGAAAGCAAGUCAGACGAUAAGAAGUUUUAUAUUUACACAGGAACGAAGACCCUUCACCUUCGAGCUGAAACCAAAGAAGAUAAAAUUAUCUGGUUGGAAGCUUUGCAAGCUGCGAAGGAUCUGUUUCCUAGGAACUCUCUUAUAUAUGGACUUGCACCUCCUCCUGAGGAAAUUAGUUUAGGUACGGAGAAGCUGAGAAAGAGGCUUCUGGAUGAGGGUCUAAGUGAAGAACUAGUUUUAGAAUGUGAACAAAUUAUUCUUUCGGAGUUUUCUGAGGUUAAAGAUAAGUUCAACACUCUUCAGCAACGGCGGAUACACCUUUUGGAGCGCUUAAGGCUGCUUGAGGCUGAGAAAGUGGAGUUGGAGACAACAGUUGUAGAUGAAAUGCAGAGUCAAGGAGGCCACGCCAGUGGUCGGGGACUCAAAUACCAUGGAAGCGAGACGGAUGAUUCCGAUGAUGAAGCGGACAAGAGUGGGGGAAUGGAGAUCGACAGUGAUGAAGAGGAUGAAAUAUUCUUUGACACCAAAGAAACUCUAGGCUCGUACCGUACAUCGUCAUCUGAUAUCUCAUCAGAAUUAUCUGAAUUGGACGAAUCUGGUGAUAUGGAGCUUGUUGGGUUUAAUUAUCCAAAAAUACAGAGGCGGACGAAACUGCCUGAGCCAAAGGAAAAGGAGAAGAGCGUAAGCUUGUGGUCUAUGAUAAAAGAUAAUAUUGGCAAAGAUCUUACAAAAGUUUGCUUGCCAGUGUAUUUUAACGAACCUAUUUCUUCAUUGCAAAGGUGUCUUGAAGAUUUGGAGUAUUCAUAUCUACUGGAUCGAGCUCAAGUCUUUGGAAAGCAGGGCAACAGCUUGUUGAGAUUGCUACACGUUGCAGCGUUUGCCGUGUCUGGUUAUGCAUCUACGGAGACUCGUACAUGUAAACCUUUCAACCCGCUUCUUGGAGAAACAUACGAGGCAGACUUUCCCGACAUGGGCCUUCGAUUCUUUUCGGAGAAGGUAAGCCAUCACCCCAUGAUUGUAGCAUGUCAUUGCGAUGGCAGAGGUUGGAAAUUUUGGGGUGACAGCAAUUUGAAGAGCAAAUUCUGGGGCCGCUCUAUUCAGUUAGAUCCUGUCGGUACUCUGACGCUUCAAUUCGAGGAUGGAGAAGAGUUUCAAUGGAGUAAGGUGACAACAUCAAUAUAUAAUCUUAUCCUAGGAAAGUUGUAUGUGGACCAUUAUGGAACAAUGCGAAUAACAGGAAAUCGAGAUCUUUCCUGCAAGCUCAAAUUCAAGGAGCAAUCUAUCAUUGAUCGCAAUCCUCACCAGGUUCAAGGGUAUGUGCACGACAAAAGCGGUGAAAAGCUGGCGACACUCUUUGGCAAGUGGGAUGAAAGCAUGUACUAUAUCAUGGGAGAUCUAGCUGCUAAACCUAAGCAUUAUGAUCCAAUGUCAGAAGCUAUCCUACUGUGGAGACGGAAUCCACCUGCUGAGAAUCCAACGAGAUAUGGAUUCUCCUCAUUUGCUAUAGCUUUGAAUGAACUCACACCGGGUUUGAAGGAGAGGCUGCCACCCACAGAUUCUAGAUUAAGACCUGAUCAACGGCAUCUUGAAAAUGGGGAGUAUGAAGAUGCUAAUUCGGAAAAACUGCGGUUGGAGCAGAAGCAACGGCGUGCUUCGCAACUGCAGGAGAAAGGCUGGCAACCCCACUGGUUUCGCAAGGAGAAAGGGAAGGAUACAUUCCAGUACACAGGUGGUUACUGGGAAGCCCGGAAAGAUAGCAACUGGAAAGAUUGCCCGGACAUAUUUGGACCAGACUUGCCAGAGAUGCCUGCCGAGUGAGGUAUCUCAUUAAUUUUGUCAAAUUCUAUAGAGAUUGGCUCAAUAAAUGUUUGAGCUUUCCCGAGAUUCAUACUCUUGCAACCACCCACAGUGUUGCUCAUAAAUUUUGACUUCAUGUUGUGCUGAGCCAAGAGCCAUUCAUCGUUUCCAAAAGUUGUCCAUCAAAUGGCCAGACAUUUCUGUUGUAAGGCUACUCACUAUCUAGUACAGACUGGACGGACUUUCUGAUACUAAUAAACAGAACAUUUCCCUGAGCCCAUCUUUUUAUUUCAUGGCUAGUCAUGCCUUAAUAUGUCACGACAUGAUUAUCGUGGCAAGCACACUUGAUAUCAAUACAGUCACCCAUUGAUCUCCGAAUUUCUUACGGUAGAAUCUUAGAGAAAGGGAUUUAGAUUUCUAUAGUAACCUUACCUAAACCAACUUUUAGACAUACGGUCAAUGAGCAAAUUUCCGAAAUUUGCCCAUGAUGUCAUCAGUCCAGUGUAUCUCCGUGUUUGCGCAUGAUUGUGUUAGGAGUUUUCACGGAGCUAGAAUGUCAAUGUGUCCACAUGGACAGCGCGAGAAGCUGUGCAGUAUUGUGUGCACCACCUUCGGAGCAAUGUAAAUCUACACAUGCACCACUAGGUGUUGAAUUCAGAGUCAGAUUUCAUCAUCGCGUUCGCUGCGCCUCUUGUAUCUGCGCUCAUGUCCAUGGA
Messenger RNA from Marchantia polymorpha subsp. ruderalis, 4222 nucleotides. The record is from the annotation of a GenBank genome assembly. Lineage: Eukaryota; Viridiplantae; Streptophyta; Marchantiopsida; Marchantiales; Marchantiaceae.